This is a messenger RNA of Zea mays, 2053 nucleotides long. RefSeq lists its product as uncharacterized. Bases 248 to 1648 code for a protein of 466 amino acids. The transcript is spliced from 3 exons. The record is from RefSeq and is marked validated. NCBI's taxonomy places the organism in Eukaryota, Viridiplantae, Streptophyta, Magnoliopsida, Poales, Poaceae.
GCAACGGGGAGGAGAAAGAUCCUCUCCCUCCUCCUCUGUACUCUUCUUUCCCGUCCCCUCCACGUCUCGUCUCCUCCCUCGCUGCGGUGCGGGAUACGGGCUAGAUUCAGUCAGCGCUCAUGAUCCGGAGGAUCGAGGGCAACAACCAGCGCGGAGCGGCACAAGCCUCACGUGUCCGGGAUCUCUUCUCCGCCCAGUAGGCUUCCUUGCCUUCGGGCGGUUUCCAGGUUGGUAGCAUGUGAGAGUGAUGGCGGCCGCCGAAGCGAGGGCUGCCUGGCAGCGCGCCGCCAACCGCUGCAUGGUCCAGGAGGACGCCAAGCGAGCUCCCCAUCUGGUCUGCUGCUCGCCGCCCCUACAACCGCACGACACGAGCGAUGGAAAUCCUCUGAGCCCGCAAGAUCUCCAUGUCCCUACAUUUGUGCCCAUCAACUGGAACCUGAUGAACUCCAGCCUGCCCAUGGAGACCCAGUGGUGGCUCCAGUUGCAGCCCAACUUUGGGUGCCAGGCAGCCUUAGCUAGGGAGCGCCUCAACUAUGUAGGUGCGGAAGCCGCUGAGAAGAAAACGGAGGGUCUAGCGCCAGUACCUAAACUUGAGGAUGUCCAAGCAAACAAGGCCGCAGAUCCUUUUGAGCCUCCAUGGACCAUUUCCGCGGCUGUCAUGAAGCAAACAUCUGGAACGGGUUUGGAAGAGUUGAAGAAUCUCGCUUGCUAUACCCCAGUGAGCCUCGACUGCAAAGGUAGUGCCAACAGAUGUGUUUCCGAGGAUAACAAGUUUACAGAUUUCAAAGCUUUCGAUCCUCUCUUCCCUAAGCCACAAAAGGAAUACUGCGAAAUGCAUGCCCCCUGGAAAGAAACCAGAAAAUCUCAGCCAUGGUGGCAACUAGCUGAUGCCGAUGGUUUGGCUUCCCUUGUCGCUGAAAGAGCAAUGGAAAACAUUGUCGACAAUGAUCUGCCAAGGCCCACUCAGACAGUCCGGGUUCAUGGGGGUGAAGUGAAGGUCCCUGAAAACAAGGAUGAUUAUGGGCUGUCUGCUCUUUGUGCGGACAAAGAGCUGGAUCCUGCACAUGACACUAUGGAGUGCAGCUACAGUGUUUCAAGCACCACCAACAACGACACGAACUCUUCUGAUGGGGGGCAUUGGCAACAACAUCAAAGAAAUAAAGAGCCCGGGGAGGCACAUGAUUCUUAUAGUUCCACCGCCAAUACACCGGGCGGCAAGCCAGCAUAUCAGAAUGCUUCCGAGAGGGCCAAGCUGUUAGAUGCUCUCCGCCACUCACAAACACGUGCUAGGGAAGCUGAGAUAGCUGCCAAGAAAGCCUACGACGAGAAAGACCAUGUCAUCAAGCUAUUGUUCCGUCAGGCCUCGCACCUUUUUGCAUGCAAGCAGUGGUUGAAAAUGUUGCAGCUGGAAAACAUAUGCCUUCAGCUCAGGUUCAGAGAGCACCAGAUAGCGACCAUGUUCCCAGAGCUUCCAUGGAUGGUGACGAAAGAAAAGGUAGCACCUUCUCAAGAGCACAGUGACAGGAAGAAAGGCAGAAGGCUGAACAGGAAAGGUGGCCUACGCGAUGCCGUUGCAUUUGCUGUUGGUGUUGGUAUUGUUGGUGCUGGAUUGCUUCUUGGCUGGACUCUUGGGUGGCUACUGCCCUAACUGGAAGUUUCAUUGUCGUAGAUGACAGGACAGAUGCCACCUGUGCACGCUGAAUUGAAUGGCAAUAGGUAAGCUCCAAGUGCGUGCUUUCGUGAAGAGUGAAAAAGGGGCAGAUUUUUAGAGUUCUUCCAUGGUAGUCUGUUGAUAUGGUGAUGAUAGCUUGAUCUCUUAUGUUGGUUCCGUAUACAUAGGAAGGAUCUGGUGUACAUACUUCCAGAAACUGGAUAUACCUUAUGUUGGAUGCGAUCCUUAGCUGUGUGCUGUACAUAUGGGCCAGUGAGGGUCUGGUGGAAGAUGAAAUCAGCCGACUUCAACAACGUAUGCGCUAGUACUGUAAAUCUAUAGAUUUUAUUUGCUUUAAUGUAGCAGGAAUUGUGAUAAUCCGUUUGCUGUAAUGUGUGCUAG